AAUAAAUACAGUUUUUUAAUUAAUAAUAAAAUAAUAUAUAAUUUUGAGAUUCCGUUACCACAAACAUCUAAUUGAAUACAUAAUGCCUCAAUUUUGGAUAAUCAUUUUAUGGUUAGGAUUACUUGCUUUUAAACCAAUAGACGCUCACACGGAUGCUGAUGUUCAGUUGAGGGUGCCGAGAUGGGUGGAACGUGGUGCCAGUGCGACAUUAGAAUGUCUGCAUGAUGUAGAUUCGAGUGUUCUAUUUAAGGUAUCAUGGUUUAGAGAAGAAAUGAAAUUUUUCGAAUAUGUUAAGGGACGAAAACCACCGUUUAAAAAUUUCACAAUGGAAGGAGCAGUCAUCGAUUGGGAAAAUUCAAAUGAAUCUCAAGUGACUUUGGCUAAUGUUGAUUUUAAAUUAUCCGGACAAUUUACCUGCGAAGUAUCAAUGACCUCACCAUUGUAUACAAAAGCAUCAGUGGAACAAUUUCUGAAUGUUUUCUUACCACAAACGGGCCCACCGGUGAUCAGGUUUCGUAAACGCAGUCCUGUGGCUAUUGGCGAGCGUCUAAUGGCAUUGUGUAAUACAACACGCGCCCGACCAGCACCACACAUUACAUGGCUUAUUAAUGGCAAAAAGGUUGAUGAGAAAUUCAUACGCACCCAUCAUGUUUAUUCAAUCAGUGGCAAAAAUCAUCGCAAGACACCAAUGCAGCACGAACAGGAAGAACACAUACUCCAGGCGAAACAAAAGAAGCUACAGAAGCAAGGCCAUCGAGAGGUACCGCAGCCACCACACACGUAUACCCCACAACAAUACAGUAUUUAUCAGCCACAAUAUCAUAUACCAAUGAUACCUGAUCGAUGGGAUAAAAGCUUACGAACCGGUCGUGGAUGGGAAGACUAUUCGGUUACACAACAUAAAGGCCACCAUGGCCAUCAUGGAGACGGACAUCGUCAUACCGCACUACCCUACAACAAUCCCUUUGGUCAUUUGGCCAUCAUUCACGAUAUCGAAUUUGAUGAUUAUGAACUACAGCACAAUUACGACAAUAACAAGCAACACAUGGACAAUACGGUCAAAAAACACUUGGACAACAUGAAGAAACACAGGAAUUCUUCAAGUCGUAAAUAUCGUCACAUCAAUGAAAAUGCUCUUGGCAUUAUACGCAGCACACUGAAUAGUGGUGGAUUUGGUCCUCAGACACCCAAUUUGAAUAAUGAACUGGGUAUACCGCCGAAUGCUGGGCCCAUGAAUGCAUUUGCCGCCAGUUAUGGCAGACCAUUGUCUCAUCCGGGCGGUGGCAGUGGAGUGGCAGCUGCUGCAGCCGCAGUUACCGAGGCACAACAGGAGAAGGGUAUGUUUUCGGUGAGCCAACUGAACAUUGAGUUGACAGAACAGCAUGUGGGUCCUAAUGGCCGCAUGGAGCUGACAUGUCUGGCAACUAUACCUUCAGCAGUAGGACCUGGUGAACAGUUUGCUGAUUAUAAAACAUAUUCGAUUAAGGUGGAAGUUGGACGUACGGAGACAACCACCAUAUCGACAACAACACCAACCAUUGGUAUGGCAGCCUUGGGCAAUGGUGUGACACCAUCGUCAGCGACGUCAUUGGCACCAUCUUACAAUCGCAUCACAAAAAUCCAUUAUUUAUGGCUGCAUAUAUUUGCGAUUAUCUUUGUAUUUUGGCGAAUAUUAAAGCAACAACAUUAAGGAAUUUUAACAUGUAAAAUUGUAAAACUGAUAAAGAUGAGAUGGUUUAUUAGAUACGAGAUUAUAAAUACAUACAUAUAUACUACUUACACAUACUUACUUACAUUAAUACAUAUACCUACAUAUACAUAUAUAGCCAAAAGCAAAAAACUACUUACAACCACAAACAAACAAAGAAAAAAUGGGAUAAAAUAAUGAAGGUGGGUGAAGACAAGUGACAAAAAAUUUCCCAGUGAACAAAAAAAAAUAAUAAGAAAUGGCAAAAAAAAAAACGUAACCCCACCGAAUGAAUAAAAAACUUUAGAACAUAGAUGAAAUUACACCGAGAAAUAUUAGGUUGAAAAGGUUUUGUUUGAAAUAUUUGGCUUGCAAAAUUAAAAUUUAAGGUAGAUAUAGAAAGAAAAAAUAAUUGAAAUGCUUAGUUGCAAACCCUUAAAGAUAAGUUUGUAAUUAAUGUUAAUAUGCAUUGGUAAGUGUAAUGUUUUAGUGAUUAAUUUCAACCUUAAUUGCCUGAUAAUAAUCUUACAUACAUAAGUAUAUCUAAAAUAAAAUGUUUCUGAAACACUGUACAUUCAUUGGUGAUUAUCACACUUCCAAAUUACAAAUAUUACUUAUUUUUCGCUUCUUUGCAAGUUGUUCUUUCCUAGAAAUACAUAAUACUACAGAUAUUGCGAAAAGAAAAAGAUUUU
Calliphora vicina (urban bluebottle blowfly) is the source of this 2379-nucleotide messenger RNA. It is a transcript of the gene beat-VII, whose product is annotated as beaten path VII. Bases 83 to 1690 code for a protein of 535 amino acids. The record is from RefSeq and is a predicted model, not a curated record. NCBI's taxonomy places the organism in Eukaryota, Metazoa, Arthropoda, Insecta, Diptera, Calliphoridae. The transcript is spliced from 9 exons.